Aegilops tauschii subsp. strangulata is the source of this 1362-nucleotide messenger RNA. The record is from RefSeq and is a predicted model, not a curated record. NCBI's taxonomy places the organism in Eukaryota, Viridiplantae, Streptophyta, Magnoliopsida, Poales, Poaceae.
AUGGAUAAUAGGAAUCUUCCUGGUGGUGAUUUGAAUGACAUGUUCAUCUUUAAUGAGAUAAUUGGACACCUCGGCCUUUUGGAAUUGCCCAUCAAAGGCAGGUCCUACACUUGGUCAAAUAUGCAGGACGUUCCACUCCUUGAGCAGCUUGACUGGUUCUUCACUUCUGUUGAUUGGAUCUCUGAUUAUCCCAUGACUGAGGUGCUACCUCUUGCCAGAACUGCUUCUCUGACCAUGUGCCUUAAACAAUCCAGAAAGGGCCAUAUUACUGCCAGGAUAGCUGACAAAUUUAAGUCCUUGAGAAUGUGUCUUAAAAGGUGGCAGAAGAACAUUUCUAAACUGAAAACUCUAAUUUGUAAAUGCAAUAGUGUUAUCCUGCUCUUGGAUGAGCUGGAGGAAUAUAGAACACUCUACAGACAGGAAUCAAAUUUCAGGAUUGUGGUUAAAUACCAUGUUGAGAAAUUGCUCCACCUUCAAUGUCUCUAUUGGAGGAAAAGAUGUACUAUCAGAUACAUCAAAGUGGGUGGUGAGAACACCAAGUUCUUUCAUGCUAUGGCCACGGAGAGAUAUCGAAGAAAUUCUAUUGCUAGCUUAAAAUUGCCUGAUGGUACGGUGGUGACUGAUCAUUCCCAAAUGGAGGGUAUUAUCUGGGAUUGUUUUAAGAACAGAAUGAGUUCUUCCAGGGGAAUUAACAUGGGCUUUGAUCUUGCUUCCCUUAUUGAACCAGUUGUGGGAUUGGAUGUUCUCACUAAGCCUUUUGAGAAGGAGGAAAUGGACUUGAUUGUCAAGCACAUGCUAGUUGAUAAAGCUCCAGGUCCAGAUGGUUUUAAUGGUCUUUUCUUCAAAAGGUGCUGGCACAUAAUUUCUCAGGAUUUUUAUGAACUGGCCCAGGCUUUCUUUCAGGGUACUGCCCAUCUGGAGAAUAUCAAUGACUCUUAUAUAACUUUGGUGCCCAAGAAGCCCUCCCCUGAGGAGGUGGGUGACUUCAGACCUAUCUCUUUAACAGGAAUGGGUCUUAAGUUCUUGUCUAAGAUGGCAGCCAAUAGGUUUCAAGAGGAUUACCCUGUGAUUCAGUAUGCUAAUGAUACUCUUAUUAUCUUGCCUGCUGACAAGGACCAUCUCCUAGCUCUCAAGGAUGUGCUCAGGAUUUUCUCUGAGUCCACUGGUCUGGAUGUGAACUAUCACAAAUCCUUUAUUAUUCCCAUCAAUGUGGACACUACUGUCAUGGCUGAAUUAGCUUCUGCAUUUGGCUGCCAGAUUGGGAAAAUGCCUUUUACCUACCUUGGGUUGCCAGUGGGAACUACAAGGCCUAAAAUGCUGGAUUUUAUGCCACUGUUUGGCUGUCCCAGCUGGAAUUCUUAA